Messenger RNA from [Torrubiella] hemipterigena, 8066 nucleotides. The record is from the annotation of a GenBank genome assembly. NCBI's taxonomy places the organism in Eukaryota, Fungi, Ascomycota, Sordariomycetes, Hypocreales, Clavicipitaceae.
CUUGGAUCAACGUGGCAGGGAGAUGGCCCGAGCUUUUUUGGCACCAUUCCCAAAGUAGGGGCUUUUACACGAGAAGCCCAAAGAAGCAAGUGCAGUACAGCGAUCGCUAAGGUGAGAGCAGCAACCGACAUCAGGGUUCGCUUUCAUCGUACAAAUCACGCGCAUCACUUCGUUCAACACCUCUCUCCCCACCAAAACGGCUUCGCUGCUCGCGGCAGUCGUCCAUCCCUCACACGGUCGAUCGACGGGAGCCGUCUCACCCAUCUUCAGCUUCUCGCCUUGCAUCAGCCCGACCCAUUCUACGCCCCUGUCCCGCCGCCCCUUCCUUCACCGUAAAGCUCGUCUACGCGCGAAUCAGCACCUUGCCACCUCUUUGGUUCGCAACCCAACAGCGUGGUUUACGAACCUGACUCGACAGUGUCACGGCUAUCGCUUCGGCGUCGACCUUGGCCGGUGCAUUGACCGCAGUGGUGGAUGGGCAUAGGGCGUAUUAAUCCAUCAGAUAACAAGGGAUGCCAAGUGCAAGCCAAAAGGAUCCAAUACACGCCACCUUAACGGUAAAUCAGAAGCGGAUGAUUCAUAUCCCGCGCCAAAUGGCUCGCGCCGCGCAUAUUUGCUCUCACGGUGCGAUGGGGUAACUUAUUUUGAUUGUAUUAGAUGGUGUACCAGCGGGUUAGCCUGGCGUCCUCCCCCCCUGCCACAUCCAAGUCAAUGCAAACUCGGAAGCAUCCCAAACCUGGGCAAAGCAAAAAGCUACCAAUGGGGCGGGAUAGUACACCGUAUCCCGAUUAUACGCCUCACGGAGACGACACUACGAUAUGCAUAUAUCAUGGUUGUUAGUGAGUCGAGUAUGCAUGGUGAGGUGCGGCGUUACUUGAAACCGCAGCGUCGUAUCCAAACGCCAGUGUCAGUGUCGAAUAUCGCUCUGGAAGACUGUCAGGUGGACAAUGACAUAAUCUGGCGCGCGGUACCACGGAAGUCCGCGGUUUAGCACAACAGACGACGCCAGAAUACCACAUGGCAAAGUACCUGCGAAGCAGCGAGUGAUCGACGUAUAGCCAGUGUAUUUUGCGUUAAGCUAGCCGUGUCACUCUGGAGUGAAAUACUGAGCAAUGAUUCGACGUACUCGGGGCGUGGUCAACAUGAAACAGUGGCCAGCUGCGGCUAAGUCUUACCCAGGCUCUGCUCGUGGAGUAUUCGUUCGUCUUAGCGCCUCUCUGGUCCAGCGCCUCAACACUGGCUGCCGCAGGGACCAUGCAGCCAUGGUUGUGAGGGUGGUACCAAAUCUUGCUGCCUAGAUUCUAGACAUGCGCGUGGUGUCAGAUGGGUUAGCCUACAUCCGUCCUGGUGUGGUAGCCACGCUCGGUGCAUCUUGGAGCGGCCGACGCCCAGUUGCAAGCUGCUGCUGACCCGCCAUUCAGUCACCUAUAGCACAGCUCGGCAACUUUCGAGCGCCUCGUCUGGUUCUUUUGUAAGAUCUAUGCGCUUCAAGAAAUUACAUGGUCGUUAGCUGAUGACCUAGUCUGCUACCAUGGCAAUGUGAUAUUCUAUAUGCAGAAGUUGGAAGCGAGACUAUCAAAUUGGUUACUCAGCACGAUUUUGCUCAGGCAAAUUCACUGAAACUGCACAUAAGCGUGCGGUGGACUUUGCGGAGAUUGUAUAGCGGCCGCAUAGCAAGUUCUCGGUUCCACCUGUACAAGAAAGCCGCCAUCUGAAGUUAUGAAACAGUGGCUAGCUAGCCUUCGAUGGCAUGUUACCUCUGUUACACGCCAGUCUUGAGUGUGACAUUAUAGAAACUCGACAGUCUUUAUAACCGAGUAUCCUAUCACAUAUAGGCAACAUGAAGCGCCGAAUAUGAAGAUCAGUCUUGAUAAAUGAUCCAAGUUUCCCCAAGUCGAACAAUAGCACCCAGUUACAAUACAGGUACAGGGCCAGCCCCGGCUCUCGCGGGACAACGUGGGUAAGACGGCCCCAAACAACGAAGCUUUUGCAUAAGCACGAGCCCUGUAGAUGCGUAGUACUGGCACUCUACUGGGCUGAAGGAAUUGGUUGAUAAAAUUUUGGUACACUUCAAACAGGGUUACAAGGUUCAUUCGCAUUGCGAGCUGCUGCGGAUCAACAUAUCAACGAUAUUCUAGCGCCACCUCCCAUCGUGUAUUCGGGUAACUGGGACUUGAUGGAAUUAUGGAAAACCGGGGACAUUUCUCGUUCAUUGCCCUAUACAUCGCUCAUCACUAGCUGACUGGCUAGUCUAUCCCCUGGAACCAGCCCACGAUGCCAUCACAGAUGGCACCCGUCCCAUAAGCUCCGGAUGGGGAAGGGAAGGGGCGUGGGCGUACUGGUAGUUCGAUUGGAAGUAGACCAGUGGUAAACGAAGAAGAAUCCACAAGAGAUGCAACACAUCGAAUUUCACGCAACUAACGAUAGACCGUCAAUAGGGAGAGCCUACCGGGCCCCUCUUGCUACCAGCGUCGACUAGGCUGUUAGGCCUCCUGCUCGGCCCCCAAUUGUAUCCCAGUGAUGCUGAAGAGCCCCGCGAACUGCUAUCCACAUUGGUACUUGCGAGUUUGUAGUGAAGAGACCCUUUGUGGGUGAGGAUUCGAUGGAGAUUUGUCAGAAUUCAAGUCGACGUUCCCCGACAGUGUCCCGACAUCCGACCAGCCCAUGUUUUCCUUGGAGUGAUCCGCGCGCCAGUCCCUGGUUGCCACAGACCUUGUUCUGCUUAGGUAGCUUUUCCCGCAACUUCUGUCAGCGACUAGGGACAACAAGAGCUGAGGGGGCGUACUCGGUAGAAAAUGAGACUGUCAAGUGGUGGUGAUCCGAGCAGUAUGCACGACCAUGCUAUAGCCACUGCUACCCAUAUCCAAACUAGCACGUUUUCUGCAAACAGACUGCAUCAUAAUGGAUUGAAGCCCAUCCAGCGUGGUUCCAUAAGCCGAGGUCGUGAAUUAUGCUCAACUUGCUCCAUAGUUGUUUGUUGUGACCGAUAUUUCGACGGGGUGGUGUGAUGUGAUGAGAACAUGAGGGCAACUGCUGCGUAUCAUUCUGCAUGAAGAGUGUAUACGGAGUUAAGGCCCAGUCCAUGCGCAGAACAUCUGGUUUAACGCAGCUUAAACCUAACGAGCAUACCAGCGUCACACUGGUCGUACUGGUCGUGUUGGUGGAUUGUGUCUUUAAGGUCGCUGAAACAGUGGCACAUUCAUGCUUCAAAGCCUCAACGCUCAUGGUUGCGCCGGUGAUCUCCCGUGUUUCAACACUGUCCAUGAUUCCAUGCAGAUUGAUUAAUUUCUGCCUUGCUUUAUAAAACAAUGAUUCUCAUGCUCAAGCUGAUCUGGGUUCAACUGGUCUAAGCGUCAUGAGGAAUCAAUCGAUGCAUAAACGCCAAAGGCUUCUGGUCAGUUUAGCGAUAUCCGGCAAAGCGGGGACACUGUUGCAGCAAAAACAAGGAACGCACGAGCAUUUCACCUCGGCUGUCGUUGGAAUCUCGUACCUUGCGGGAGGGCUGGAGUAGUGAUAUGGCCAACAGUGUACAUGGUAGAAGAAAAAAAGCAACCUUGUCCAACAAAGCCAGUGGCCGAGGGGAAGGGAAUUAGCAGCAUCGACUCGAUAUAAUACAACUGAUUAUAUCGGAACACAAACCUGCUCACCUGGAUGACUACGCUCGGUAGCUGUUCUCGGCUCUCGUCAAAGAAAAAGCCCAUCAGCCGCCCACCAGCCUCUGCCCGCGUAAUCCAUGACUGAGCAUGAAAUUUGAGGGUCUUUGCCUAUAGCCACACGAAUUCGUAGCGAUACAAGUAUACAUGCACUAUUGAGACAAAAGAAACUGCACUAAACUGAACCAACACAGGUGAAGCACAUCCUUCGUCGUAUGGCCCGUUUUUCAUGCCAUGGUCCUUUGCUUCGACGCACACCUGCCGUCAUCAUGAUCCGCGUACUUUUGCAUCUGUGUCCGUCGUACCCGAGGAAAAAGAGGCCAGAUCCGCGGCCAAGGAACGGCUAUCACGGAAAGAAAGCCCCAGAUCAGCUACACACCACCAGCAGUCCGACCGGUUGAACGAACAGUCAGCUAUUUGUCACCCAAGGCUGGCUAGCCCCCGGCCAGCCUCGGAACUAGGACGUAUCACUUGAAUAAAGUGGCUGGAUACUGGGUGGAUGCAUCUUUGAUACACACAGACACCCCCUUCUGCACCAACAUGCAGUGUGGUACAGCAGCAUGCCGCCACCAAGCCCACUAGCCGAUUGCUCACAGCUGCUAGGGAUCUUCUGCAUGCUUCUACAUUCGCCGUUUAUUCGUCUGCCUAGAGUUUUAGUGCGGCAAAGUGUACCCUAAAGGCUCUACCGGGCUAGAUUAGUGCCGUUUCAGCCGCGAUCAGUGUGAGCCCGACUCUACACCCCUCCGCUUUGGGUUGCUCUGCUACAUUUUGGCGAGAUGGUGGUUGCCCAAGGGCAGCGCUGGAUAAGUCAAUCUUUUGAGUUGAGUUGCAAUGUAUUACCUGUUGCUGUCAUGUUGGAUGCUGCUUGGAUGGCCAAUGUUAUUUGCGACAAUUCAUGGGAACUGAACUGGGAAACCCUCCGUCUGGUAGAGCACGCCCCCCCAGCUGCACCGUCCUGAAAUCUCGAUUCCGAAGGUCCUUGAUUGAACGGCUGCCGGGUUUACCAUGCGCUCGGUCGCGAAUGUUGGUCGGGAUAUCUCAGACCAGGUACCGGUGCAGCAGCUACGGCGAACACCGACGUUUCCUCGGCUCCGGGACCAAAUAGCUCGGCUAGAAGUGCGACUGAAGUCUGUAACCGAAGAGGAUAGUGUUGAAUUUGCUGUCAUGCCGUUCUAAGAACAAAGCAGUGGUUUUAUUUUGUACUGGAGCUUAAUGUGUAGUACGGAUAGCGUGUCUAUUGCCGUAACUACUCCGAGAGUUGCAGUAUGAGCCAUAUCGGUGCCGGUAUAGAGUUGAUAGGUCUUUGUUCAUUCUUGGAACUGGAUAUUUGUAGUCUCAGUAGUGGUGAAUUAAAAGAAGCUAUAUUCUUGAUUAAGGGCAAUAGAUACUGUAAUGACGGAGCGUUCAACUUCUGUGUGAAUGAUCUGGCAAUAUCUCGUAACAAUCUGGAACGGUUUGAGUUGUACCAUCUAUUUAUUACUGUAUUCUGCGUAUAGUUCAGAUCUAGAGCUCGUUUCCAUCGACUCAGGUGUAGUGAAUUAAGCUGCAAUCUUGAUAUCAUACUUCUCGUAGGGGAAGUUCUCAAGUGUCGGCAAGUACUCUGCCCACCCAUCGCAAAGCUCGCCGAGUUGGUGAACAUCAACACCACCACCAGCUCCAGUGCGAGCCGCCAAGACUUCCUCCUCUCUACCAGCGAAUUCCUCCUUAAGCUUAGGAUGAGGGCACCAGAUGACGCGCAUGCCAGCACGGCGGCCAGCCUCAACGCCAGGAACGGAGUCCUCAAAGACAAGGCACUCCUCAGGCUUGAUGGGCUCUUCGCCAGCAGGCAGCGAAUCGUUGAUGGUCUUGAGAGAGAGCAAGAAGAUGUCCGGAAGAGGCUUUCCACGACCACGCUCUAGGCGCGAAUCGUCUCCAAGGACGCGGCGUUCGUUGGGGAAGACGCUGAAGAGGUCUUGGAGAUGGUCGGACUUGAGCUUGAAGUUGGCAGCGUGUGAGCUUGUGGCGAGUGCAAUGUGAACACGGUGAGCAGCAUCGCUCUUCUCAGUUCCAGAAAGAUCCUUGAGGAGCUGAGGAACUCCCGGCAAGGGCUUGGCAGUAGGGAAGAGCUGGUGUUGCAGCGCCGUGAGCUGGUGCAUGUACUCGUCGUAGUCGAUGGGCAGCUGGGCCCAGUCGUUAAAGAUCUUGUUGGCCUCUGGGCCAGGGCGGCCUUGGAGUUGGGCCUUGAUGGACCAGGGAAGUGAAGGCUUGCCGUACUUUUCCAAAAUGAUGUUGAUGCACAGCGUGUAGAGGUCCUCGGUGUCGAGGAGAAGGCCGUCCAUGUCGAAGAGACAGGCUCUGACGCGGGGGAAGCUGGUAGAUGUUAGUAAAGGAAGGGUUAAAGGUAUGUAGAUGAGAUGAGGAGAAUGAAGCAAACUCAACUCGCAGAUUGAAGUGAGAAGAUGACGAUGCUUCAGGUUGACAUACUCUGUUUUAGGUGCCAUGAUGGAUGUGGCCGCUUGUAUGGUCAAUCUAGCAGAACUUAAAGGGAAUAAAGCGCAAAUAUGAUACAAUCAAUACUGUUAAAGAGUGGUAAUUGAUGCACCGCGCGUGAAGACUGCUGGCGAUGGCUUGUGAUGUUUUGGAUGGUGGUUGUGCAGAAAAGCGGUGCGGUGUUUGCUGGAAGAUGGUGGGGUUGAAAGGAAUCGGUUACGAGCCUAGAAGGGUAGAACGCGUGUCGUCAUGAAAAGCAACAACCUGAGCUCGCGAAAGAGUAGAAUUCGUUACUCACCUUCAUUUUGGCAACAAAACAUCACAAUCGCGGAUUGUCUGAGACGACAUCGCCAACAUUCACUCCGCCGUCAGCACAGCCGCAGUUUCGCUUGAGCCGCCUGCCGUUUGCCAGGUUCACGAGCACGCAGGCCAAUCAACGACCUUCGCUCAUCGCUUUGCUCAGGAACAAAAACAGCAAACUAGUAAAAGAUGUCGGAACCCGAGGAAGUGAAGGCGAACAAUGACGCUGUAACUGACAACACCACAGCCGAAGAGCCGCAGCAACGGUUCUCACCCGACGAAGAAAAAACACUUCUUGACGAAUCAAAUUCCUUAAAAUCAGAAGCAAACGAUCUCUUCGGUGCCGGCAAGUACCAGGACGCCAUUACCAAGUACCAAGAGGCCCUACAAUCCUGCCCAAACUACCUUCACUUCCCCCGCGCAGUUCUACAAAGCAACGUUUCCGCAUCGCAUCUCAAGCUAGAAGAAUGGAAAGAAGCCAUAAAAGCAGCCACAGCCUCCCUCGACCUCUUAACCAAGCUACAAUCCGAAACCCCGCUACUUGCAAACCAGCCCGCGGACCAAGAUGCAUCCGGCGUCGUCGAGCUCCCCGACACAGCCGAUGAAGAGGCUUCUCUAGCGCUGCUCUCACAAAAAGCCGACAUCCAGCGCAUCCGUACAAAAGCACUUCUACGCCGCGCCCGUGCCCGCUCCGAAGCAGGAGGCUGGCAGAACCUUGCUGGUGCAGAGGAAGACUACAAGACGCUUGCGCAGAACCCUGAGUCCUUGACGCCCGCGGACCGGCGCACCGUUCAGACACAACUACGAUUACUUCCGCCGCGGUCUAAGGCGGCUCAGGAGAAGGAGGUAGGCGAGAUGUGGGGGAAGCUCAAGGGCCUGGGAGACGGUAUUCUGAAGCCGUUUGGGCUGAGCACGGAUAACUUCAAAAUGGUCAAGGAUGAGGCGACGGGUGGAUAUAGCGUCAACUUUUCGCAGGGCGGAGAGGGCGCAUCAGGCAAAUAGACGUUACUGACACACGUUUAUAAUGAAAUAAAAGGAUUACAAUGUAAUGCAAUGCUAGCUAUAUGUAUCUGUAUAUAUGCAAGAAAUGUGGAAGAUGAUGAUGCUAUCCGGAUCCUGAACAAAACCACCGUCGGGUAGAAUCAACCGCUGUAUGAAAGAAAAAAGAUGAACAAAACGCCUCAAAAGUCCAGUGUAGAGAUAUGCUGCACUGUGUUACAGUGACUCAGUCUUGAAUGCAAGGAGCGACGCAAGCUCAGACGGCUUUCCACCGCACGCCAGGAACUCGUGGUCGAGCAGUUCGUCCGCCGUGGCUCUCUUGUCAACGUCGACUUGGAGACAUGUGUCGAAGAAGGCCUUGAGCUUAGCGCUAUGCUUGUCCGGGUUACGCAGCGGCGGUGUGUCGCCUGCUGCAAUGACAAAGAGCGCUCUCAUAGGCUCCAUUUCCAUAUACGGCGGCUCCAUCUCGGCCAUCUCAAUGGCCAUGAUGCCCAGAGACCAGACAUCGACCUUGCAGCCGUAUUUCUUCUGCUUGACCACCUCGGGGGCCAUCCAGUAUGUUGUUCCGGCCAUCGUGGCACGCUUAGAUCGGCGUUCGGUGAGCUGGGCGCUGAAUCCAAAGUCGGCUAGAAAAGACAAGUCAGU